Messenger RNA from Eurytemora carolleeae, 1438 nucleotides. Its product is annotated as Na(+)/H(+) antiporter NhaA. The record is from RefSeq and is a predicted model, not a curated record. Bases 41 to 1000 code for a protein of 319 amino acids. Gene Ontology annotation, molecular function: peptidase activity. The transcript has 12 exons. Lineage: Eukaryota; Metazoa; Arthropoda; Copepoda; Calanoida; Temoridae. Gene Ontology annotation, biological process: proteolysis.
GCGAAAUCAAUUUAUUUUAUCGAUAUUUUAGAUUAUAAAAAUGAAUUUUUUUAAACAGUUAAAAGAAGUGUCGCUCCGGGGGAAAUUAUUAACAGGUGCUACUGUAGCCCUCGGAGGAUAUAUCUUUGCUGAAGAUGUAUUCAACAGAAAGCCUACAGUAUCAGUUAUUACUCUUCAAGGAACUAUAAUGGCAGGUGGAUCUGGAUUCAACAAGACUCCUCCUAUUAACUUGGAAGGAACAAGAAAAAUGAUAGAUAAAGCUUUUUCUCAACGUGACCUGAAAGCAGUUUUGUUAAGUGUAAACUCUCCUGGGGGUAGUGCAGUACAAUCUGAUUUAGUAAGCAGUUAUAUCAAGGCUAAGGCUGAGAAGGAGAAGGUGGAGGUUAUUGUGUUUGUUGAGGAUGUUGCAGCCUCUGGAGGUUACUGGCUAGCCUGCACCGGGUCUAGGAUAUACGCUUCAAGGAGUAGUGUGGUAGGAAGUAUAGGAGUUAUAUCCUCUGGAUUAGGUUUUCAUGAACUUAUUGAAAAAUACGGAGUUGAGAGAAGAGUUUUCACUGCAGGAGAAAACAAAUCAGUAUUGGAUCCUCUCUCCCCCCUGAAGGAGUCAGAUGUUAAGAUUAUCAAAACUAUACUAAAUGAUAUUCAUCAACAUUUUAUUAAUCAUGUAAAGGGUAGCAGAGGAACUAAAUUACGAGGGGAAGAUAAAGAAUUAUUUAAUGGCGAGUUCUGGACCGGGCUUUCUGCCGUAGAACUCGGACUCAUUGAUGGAAUUGAUAAUCUAGACGCGUUUAUAGAAAGAGAAUAUGGAGAUACGGUUAAAGUAUUCCGGGCCAAACGUCUCACUGGACUCGCGGGUCUUCUCUCUACAUACCUGGAGCCGAAACUUUCUGUUCUAGAGAGGUUCAUCCAGUCUCCUGGUCUCCAGGCCCCCUCAGAGAUACAAGCUUUCAACGCGACCGACACAGCAGCAAACCAGUUUGCGAGAAAUAAUCUGAAAUGAGAAUAAGUUAGAUGUUUGAAGUUCAGGACUUGCUGCAAAAUUCAUUUUAAAUAGCGCUCUAAUUUUUCAAAUUUUUCGUAUGAACGAACGGACUUUAUUCUAAACAGAAGUACGAAAUUGCGCAUUCAAUUUCCAUGAAUUGUUCAAUUAAAUUUAAAGUCUAUAUUUUAGCAUAUAUUUAUAUUUAUUUAUAUAUAUAUAACUUUAUUUUUUUACAUAUUAAGGCUAUGGUAAAAAUAAUGACUAAAAUAAAAUUUUGAAUUCAUUGGUUAACAAAGACGACCUAAUAAUUUCAGAAAAUAAGAAUGCCGUAUAAGCAGUAUCAGACUAACGCCAGGGGUGUAUAUGCACGUAAGCAGGGUCCAGGAACAGGGGCAAACAAUAUGAUUAUCAAUCCAGUACAGUUUUCAAGUAAUACACAACCUGGGGACUCAGUAG